AUGGCGGAAAAAGUACAGAGAAAAGAUGUCCAAAAACAUGGCAAAGGACUAAAAGCACAAAACAGACCUCAAACUCUAGUUGUGCGUGAGUUUGAACCUGCAGACAAAACGGAAGUUCAUCGGAUCUUUAAUGACGGGCUGAUGGAGAUGGUAACAGAUACUGCCUUUAGAGGCUUGAGACAUCAUCCUGAGAGUCUCCUGCUCUACACUGCUAUGACACUUGUAUGUUAUGUCAUAACCGCAUGUUGGUGGAUGAUAGUACUCCUCCCUGUUAUUAUUCUGUGUGGGCGCUACCUCUACAGCAGACGCGUGAUCCAUGGUUACCUGGAGCGGGCCAUGGGCACAGACAUGGCAGACAUCGAAGGGUAUUACAUGAAACCACCAGAUUCCUGUAUGUGGGUGGCAGUGCUCGAGGGCGAGGUGGUGGGUGUGGUGGCAGCAGAUGGACAGCAGAAGUCAGAAGGUGCUGUGGAGUUGCGGCGGAUGUCUGUUGACCAGAGCUGUCGUAGACAUGGAGUCGGCAUUGCGCUGGGACAGAAGUUGCUGGAGUUUGCUGUCACUCACAAAUACUCCUCUGUUUUCCUGGGAACCACAGCGUACACGCCAGCGGCUCACAAGCUCUACAUGCGUUUGGGCUUCCGCUGUGUGGGGGUCACCAACGGGUACAUCACACCUGGUACCAGAUGGUCCUUACUGGAGCGGAUUUUCUACAGAGUCAGCCAUCAUCACUACAGCCUCCACGUGGCAAAUAACAACAUCUCUUAA
This is a messenger RNA of Plectropomus leopardus (leopard coralgrouper), 765 nucleotides long. NCBI's taxonomy places the organism in Eukaryota, Metazoa, Chordata, Actinopteri, Perciformes, Serranidae. The record is from RefSeq and is a predicted model, not a curated record.